GGCUCCUUUAGGAUGUCAUUGACAGAUUUUCCAGACCCUGAAUUCCUACCAUCAACUAGGAACCUAAACGACGAACUAAGCUUCGUACGACUCAUUUUGAUUAGAAUUCCCAGCUCCUGAAGCGAAACGGUAUCCUUCCCUGCUAUUAAACGAAGUCCUCCUCCGUACCUCCUCCCAAUAGCCUCUCUCUCUCUCUCUCUCUCUCUCUCUCUCUCUUUCUGCGCAAGCUCUCUUUGUUCAGAAGGGACACGUCAAGUCUGAAGCAGAGGGGAAAAGUGAAUACCUGCAGAGAAGCAGAGAGAAAUGGAGGCCAUUACUGGAGAAGUGAGAAGAAUUAAAGUCCUUUACUUCCUCAGGCAUGGCCGUGGGACUGGGGACGGGGUUGAGCAGCCUCACCUGUUCUGUGCCUAUCACAGCAGCAGCAAUGACCUUCUUUUAAAAGAUAUUAAGAGGUGGCUUGCGGAUUUGAGAGGAAGCCACUUGACCGAGGCCUUAUCUUGGUCCUACAAAAGGAGGUGCAAGACGGGAUACAUUUGGCAAGAGGUAGUGGAUGACGAUCUUGUGAUGCCUACCUCUCGUAAUAAGUAUGUCCUCCAAGGAUGUGAAAAAGUUGCCCUCCCUUCAUCCGAGUCUUGUGCAUACAACGAUGAAGCAUCCGCUGGUAAUAAGGUAUCCAGUUCCAGAGAAGAAAUCAGAGACAAGUACCCGCAUUCCUCGCAGACAGAAUCACCGACAUUCCUACAACAUUAUUUUAUCCUCAGCUCAGACACAUCAACGUUCACCAUCAAAUCAGGGCAUCUUGAGGAUGAUGAGGAGCAUUUUGGUAUGAGUGAACCCGACAACCAUAGUCACUGUCAUACUUCUUUCAAAAACAUGGAGAAAUGUGAGAGAAUCCGAGGAGGGAUGGCUAAAACACCUGUUUCUACCUUGUCAUUCGUUCAACCUCCAUUAACAGAGAGUAAAAGGCGUUUUAGUGGAGCAUCCCACAAGUUCAGGAAUCUAAUUACGUGUGGUGCUACGGAUACGAAUGACGCAGUCUUGGUGAUGAUUGAUCGGGUUGAAAUGAAGAUUAGUUUAAGGCAGGAUUUUAACAUCGAAAGGUCAUCUCAGAUAUGUAGGGUAGAUAGAUUAGGAGGGUCUCGUAGGACCUCAAAUACUUCUUGGAGUACUGGGAAAGGGCGACAGGAACCACAUUGCCAUCCAAGGAAAAGCUUUGAUGGGGUCAAGGGCUGGAAAAGAAGCAAGAAGCAGAAGAAUGCUUGUGAGGGAGACGGAAUUCUGGAUGCUUAUAAGCCCACUUCAAUGCCUAGUUGCUCGCAAUGUGGAAAGCCAUUUAAGCCUGAGAAAAUGCACAAGCAUAUGAAAUCUUGCAAAGGAAAGAGGGUUUUAUCAAGAGAGAGCAAUAGUUAAGGCGCCAUGCUUGCAUUAUGAAAAUGCAACUCUCAGAUCGAGGAUCCAUCUCCAGGCUGCUGCCUACAUUGGCCUUCAGAAGAUCAAUCUAUAUUAUGUUCAACUUGCGUACAAGUCAACUUCAUAGGUGGAUAAUUCGUUGACUAAAAUACUCUCACCUCUAAAUUAAUCCCUUAUACAUGUGAGUAUGAAUCAUCUAAAAUUUCAUUCGACCCAAACGAGACUUUUGACAGGAAUAUAGAGAAUAUUGCAAAGGUUCACAACCUUUUGCAUAAUCAAUGCAAUCUUGUGCUGGCCAAAAAUAUCCACGGUGGCACAACAACCGGUUCAUUUUUAUUUCAGCUUGAUGUACGCCACAUAUUUCUUCAUGUACUUCUGCCAUGGCCAACAUUGAUAUGUUUUUACUUAAGCACAUGAGUU
This is a messenger RNA of Syzygium oleosum, 1830 nucleotides long. RefSeq names its product protein SOSEKI 1-like. The record is from RefSeq and is a predicted model, not a curated record. The coding region runs from base 304 to 1410 and encodes 368 amino acids. The transcript has 7 exons. Lineage: Eukaryota; Viridiplantae; Streptophyta; Magnoliopsida; Myrtales; Myrtaceae.